CGCAUCUCGUAAGAAGUAGCGGCGAAAUUUAGCGUUUUGUGACGCGCGACCGUGCGAACACGUGAGUUUCUAAGUACGAUGAGUCGAUGAUGGAAAUGAUUUAGGAAAAUGGAGAGAAUAUGCAUUCUUGGAAUGUGCUUCACAAUUCUGUUUCGUGCAAGUUUGCAGAUAACUCUAGUGAGGAAGAUUAAUCAAGUUCAGCGUAAUAAUCAUCAAAACAUUUCAACUCUUUUGGACAACCUGCUUAGAGGAUAUGACAACAGCAUUAGACCAGGCUUUGGCGGUCCGCCAGCUGUUGUAGAAGUGGAUAUUAUGGUACGAAGCAUGGGACCUGUUUCCGAAGUUGAUAUGACAUAUUCGAUGGAUUGCUAUUUUCGGCAAACAUGGAUAGAUACACGUCUAGCGUUUGCUGGAAAUUCUAAAGACACUUUGGCACUAAGCAUCUCCAUGUUGGCUCGUAUUUGGAAACCAGACACUUAUUUCUACAAUGGAAAACAGUCGUAUCUUCACACCAUUACGACACCAAAUAAAUUUGUUCGCUUGUAUCAAAAUGGACGGGUAUUGUAUUCAUCAAGGUUGACGAUAAAAGCUGGUUGCCCUAUGAACUUGGAAGACUUCCCAAUGGACAUCCAGCGAUGCCCCUUGAAAUUCGGCUCGUGUAAGUAUCAUAUCGCAAAUGCCCUCAAUUUGUAA
Molecule: messenger RNA, 693 nt
Organism: Agrilus planipennis (emerald ash borer)
Lineage: Eukaryota; Metazoa; Arthropoda; Insecta; Coleoptera; Buprestidae
Product: gamma-aminobutyric acid receptor alpha-like
Exons: 5
Coding region: 109-693 (194 amino acids)
Biological process (GO): regulation of membrane potential; nervous system process; signal transduction
Cellular component (GO): membrane; neuron projection; synapse
Molecular function (GO): neurotransmitter receptor activity; transmembrane signaling receptor activity; extracellular ligand-gated monoatomic ion channel activity
Source: RefSeq, a predicted model, not a curated record